CCUCCACUAGUGCCCAAACAUCCAGUCUGCCGUGCUCAUCGUCUGUGACCGGCGCGUCCUGAUUUCAUACAGAAUAAGUGCAGCUUCAUUGAAUAAUUAUGUACAUAGACGCGUUCAAACGGAUCCUCUUUGAGAGGCUGAACUGCUUGAAAAGAAUGUGCGUGUGUCAGCGACAAGGCAGCUCCUUUGCCAUGUCUAAGGCGGCAGUGAAGAAGCUGCACUGGCAUUCCAAGGUGCAGGACGGCUUUGUGCCCUCCCUAGGCUCCUCGGGGGAGCUAGGAAUUGCGAUCGGUGGAGGAGCAGAUUAUGGAGAAUUUCCUUUUGUCACUUCGGCUCCUGGAGGUGGACUCACAGUGGGUGAUAUCAUCUUAGAGAUCGGGGAAACACCUGUCUUAGGAAUGACAUUAGGAGAUGUCCAAGGGAUCCUCACCUCCUGCCCCCACCCUGUCCGCAUUAAAACUGUUUCACCAGGCUCUACGUUGUGCAAAGAUCUCAGGUUGUAUCUGAGCAAGUGCUUCACACCAGAUUCGGUCGACAGCCAGCUUCAGCAAGUUAUCAGAGAGAACCUCUACCUCCGUGCCAUACCUUGUACAACCCGACAGCCCAGACACGGAGAAAUCUCAGGGGUUGAUUAUAAAUUUGUCUCCAGUGAAGAAUUCUUCUCCUUGGAAGAGUCAGGAGUGCUGCUUGAAAGCGGGAAAUUCAAAGGAAUUACUAACGGCACACCACGGCCCAUUCACAAUCAGUGCGAGAGCCCCCCCAUGACCUACCAGGAGCACCGCAACCUGCUCAGAAACUUCCGUGCACGCAGCAAACGCUCAGGCAACCUAGAGAAAGCAGCAGAAGAAGGCAGAACAUAAGAAGAAGAUGCUGAUAUUACAGGAGGCUCAGCAGGUGUCAGCAGCAGGGUGUCACCUGGCUACCUGGUCACCGAUCGGCCCCGGGCAUCCAGUGGAGGGAAUGGCACUGUGGUAGAGAACGGCGUCAUAGGUGGCAGAAGUGGUGCCAGACUGCGAGGUGUGAUGCCUGAUCACUGGGAGCCGGUCUUCAGUGACACAGGAGAGACUUUGUAUAUUGAUCACAGCCCAAAAAGAACCAGCUGGCAGAGUCCAAGAUUUUCAAGUAGGGAAACUAUCUACAAAAAUGAAUGGUUCACUGAGGAUCCAAGGGAGCUCAGAGGGUUUCCUGUCCACACCCACUUGACCAAGGGCUCCAGAGGGUUUGGGUUCAAUAUUGUUGGGGGCAGCAGGCCUCGAGAGUUCCUUCAGGUCUACAGUGUGACUUCAGACGGACCCUCGGGUCUGAAGACAGCGGACAUUUUGGUGUACAUCAAUGACGUUUGUGUACUGGGAAUGUCUCACAAAGAGGUUGUAGAGAUGCUGCAGUCGGUGCCUGUGGGCCACGGUGUGGAUGUUGAGGUUAGAAGGGGUUAUCCCAUGCUUUACGAUCCCGACGGUUCUGCCAAACAGCCACAGCCAAACCUGGAGAGCAGGGACCACAUCCUACUGCCAACUACCACCCAGCCUCAGUCUGUUCUCCAUCUAUCUCAGCUGCAAACACUCACUCCACAGAGCCAGCACUUUAACCUGAACGGGGUCCACAGUGAUCAAAGCUACAUGGAACCAGGAGUGAUACUUGAUGCAAACGGAAAUGAAACGUCUUUGACUGCCAGACAGCCACCUGCAUACAGACAUUCUAGUACAAGUACAGCUGCGUCCUACUCUCCUGCUCGACCUGCUCGCACCCUGAGGAGUUUGGCCAGACUGCAUUCACUUGAUCCAACGCCGGCCAGUCAGAGCGACAGUGAAGUUGUUUCUGCCAUUGGUUCACACAGGGCAUCAAUGGUCCGGAAUCACAACAAUAACUCCCUCUCUACGCCUCCUCAUCUAUUACGCUAUGGGGCCUUCAAGUCCUCUGAGAGUGACCUGUCCACCUGCACUCUGCCCGGGUCCCGAAUGCCCGUGCCUCAGUCCCCAAGGAGGCCUUUUUCCUCCCCCGGAGGCCCACAUAGUGCACACUCCCGCCUCUUCAAACCACCUCAGACCUCCCACCUCAGACCUCCUCCCACUCCUGACAGCCCUCACCACCACAUCGUCAGUAGUUUCCAUGGUAACACCAGCCCCACUGCUCGCCCAAGUAGUGUAUCCUCUCCUGGGGCACUGAGUGUGGGCAGUGGAGUUGGUGGUUUGAGUGGAGGGGAGCUGGUGCCCGUGGUCUUGGCCCAGAAUGGAGGUGAUGGAAGCCUUGGUUUCAGUGUGAUGGCCGGUGGUCCAGGAGGCAGGAUGACCAUCAUAAAACGAGUCUGGGACAGGAAGAAGUGCAACUCUUUGCAGCCAGGGGAUGCUAUUGUCAAAAUCAAUGGCGCUGAUGUCCAGAGUCUUAGCUUUGCACAGAUACAAACAGUAAUCCAGCAACACACCAAACUGGGAGAAGUCAUCUUAUUGGUGUAUAGGGGAGGCGUCUACCACUCAGCGGUCUCUCCUGGUGCAGUUCGGAGGCUUCCUCCACCUCUGAUUCGACCCCCUCCUCCACCUGGUACCUCAGACAUCUACUCUGCACACCCAGAAACACUGCCUGUGCCCUGUGCGUCAAUCACUACGCCUCCUUCCCCAGCAACAACUCUAUCCUCACUGAUCCAGAGCACCAGUUUCUUGGAAUCAGUACCAGUGACCCUAACCAUGGAGCCCAAAGACUGGAUGAACACAGGGCUGGAGGAUGAGGUGAGCAAUGGCAUGGCUCUUGAGUCAGCUCAGGACAGGCGAAGUGGAGAGCAAACAUGGCCGCUCAGAGGGUUUGACGUGGAUCUGAGAAGAAAGCCAGGAGAGGGCUUUGGGUUCGUCAUUGCGUCUCAAGAUGUGGAGAAUGGCAAAGCUGCAUCUCUUCUUCCUCAUCGGUUCGUGACCGUCCGUCGUGGCAGCCCAGCAGCCAAGAGUGGUCAGAUCCGCCCCGGAGAUCGAUUAGAGGCAGUAGAGGGACGCUCGGUGACAUCUCUGCCUCAUCGCGAGCUUGCUCAGAUACUCCGUCGAGCAGGAAAUACUCUCCGCCUUACCAUUGUUCCACGCCCGAGCACCUAUUCUUCAAGCCUUUCUGAAUCCACUGAUCAUGACCUCGGGCACAGGAGCAGAAAAGGUCAGAGGUCACGCCCAAAGCGUGAUUCCAGGUAUUACAGUGUAGACUUGGAUCGUGGCCCUUCAGGGUUCGGAUUUAGCCUACGAGGAGGAAGUGAAUACAACAUGGGCCUCUACGUCCUGGCGUUGAUGGAGGGAGGUCCGGCCUCACGAAGCCAAAAAGUGCAGGUGAGCGAUCAGCUGGUGGAGAUUAACAGUGACAGCACAGCAGGGAUGACCCACAGCCAAGCUGUGGAGCAGAUCCGCCGCGGAGGUCACCGCAUCCACCUGGUGCUCAAGAGAGGCAACGGCUACGUGCCUGACUACGUGGAGCUGUCCAGUUUGUCUCUCUGUAUGACCAACUCGAAGCUAGGCGAGCCUUGCUUCUAUGUGAUUGGACGGACAGAAAAUACGCGGUUGGUAAUGGUUCCUGUUACACAGAAUCCACAUCCCCCUCCCUGCUGCGCCACCCCAAGGAGCAGGGUGUGGCUGCAGUUAGAUUCCUACCAAGCAGAGGAGAAGAGCCAGGUCAGCAGACGAAAGGUAGGAAACAGGAGAGGAGCUGAAAGGAGGAGGAGGGCGAGAGCCGGCCACACACUGGGGAGAACGUUCGGAAUUGCAAACCCCGGACUCUGAGUUCUGCGGGAGACAGAAGCAGGCGAGGAGAGGGGUCUCAGGUAGCCCGUUGAGAGGAGGAAAAAGAGAAAAUCUCAGCAGUUUACCCAGAGACAUCAUCAGAAAGGAUGUUGACGAACAUCACGCAGACAGACGACAGAGCGAGAGGGAGGACGAGGGAGAAGGAGAAGAAAACAAACAAAGAGAGAAGGAGCAAAAGUGAGGAGAAGAGGAGGAGUACAAAGCCCGAGAAGGAGGAGGAUGAACAGGCGGUGCAAGCUGUGGAGGAAGAAGUGUGAAGAAGUGGCAAAGGAUGGCGGUGGAGGACGUGAGAUAGAGGGAGAAGAAAAGAGAGAAGAGGAGGGAGAAGAAAAGAGAGAAAGGCGGGAGAAGAAGAGAGAGAAAGAAGAGGAAGCAGAAAUGAUCUUACCCAUCCAAUUCCCAACCCAAAGACUACCAAGACCAAAACAAGACUGGAGGAAGAGUAUGCUGGAAAUGGUGGGCAUGGCAAGCAAAGUACAGGGAGUUACAGGAAGUGGAAGAGCCCAGAGAGUAAGGGAGUGUGGAGGAGGAGAGGACGUGGAAUGAGGAGAUAGGAGUAAAAUGAGAGAGCUGGACAGAGAGGAGCGGGGAUGAGGAGGAGGAUAGACGACAUGCGGGAUAUGACUGUCCCAGGAGACCUUUACCCAGCUUUGCUGCGACAGAUUUGGCGGCUGAUGCAGAGCGCUUCCACCUUCCUCACUUCCUACACCAUCUUGUACCGCGGCUGGCCAAUGACGAGUCUGACUCAGAAGAAAGCCAAUCAGACGGAAGAAUGUCUGCAGUCAGUAUCUUCAGGCCUUUCUCUGGCCGAUGGGCACGGGGCCGUGAUGCUGCCGGGCCUUGGUGGAAACCCAACUGGCACCGGGUUGACUCAGGUUAUAGAUGAGCAGACUGCCCAGGAGGGGGGCGGGACCGGGGGAAGGAAGAAGGCUGUCUCUUGAUUUGAAAGAAGAGCCGAAUGGUUACUUAUUGUGUUUCACACUGUUAGAGUUCAGCUAUAACACUUUAUUCUGGUCUGAAAUCAUAUUCUUUGUGCCUUUUCACAGCUGACCUCAAGAUGAUGGUAGAUGUUGAUCUUACAUUCAUUCUCCUUUUUUUUUCUUUUUCCUCCCCGGAUACAUCUUUGCGCUUCCGUCUUUAUUUUUGCAGCAGACUAUUUUGGUCCUACUCACAUUUCCCCACAAACACUGUACUGACCAUUCACGUAUACCUCAAGAAGAUACCAAGCAAUAAUAAUAAGAAUAAGAAGAAUGCAGCUGUCCCAGAACCAGGAGUUGGUCUGAGAGGAAACACGGGCGUAUAUUUGUACAGUAACCCUCGUUGUUCUUUUAAACGUGGACACUUGCCUUGACCUUUAGUGUUGUCCUUAUACUGUAUCUUAUUAAUUAUGAUGCAAAUUCCUUUUUGACAAAGGUGUUAAAAUCUAUAUUCUGUACAUACUUGUGGAGAAAUAUAUUGUAAAUAAGACACCAACUGGAGCCAAGCCCUGAAUUGUAUUACUGUAUUGUAAUACGUAAUUAAAUCUAUAUAUGCAGUAUAUCUAUGUUACUUAAAUCCUGUUCAUCAUGUGUGCUGAGGAUCAAGUGGAAAUUGGUAUAUAGCUUUGGAUAAAAUGUUAACACAUAUUGUAACUGAAUGUUUUAUGAUACGCUGCUUGACUGUGGAUUAUGAUGCUCUGUGUUGUACCCUUUUAACGAAGUUAGCAUAAGAUGCUAUAUUAUAGUUGUGGGCAGAUGUUUACCUACCUUGGGUGUUCUGGAAUCAAUACAGGGUCAAAAAAUAUGCACACAGCAGUUUCUUCCAGAAUUCUGGUUGUCUGUUUGAGGAGUUCAGUUAAUUAUGUUGGCUUUUUCCCAGAACGGAUCAAGCGCUAACCCUGCUAGUACGUUUUGCACCAUUGGCACUCGCGGCUACACGUGGGGGUCCCACGUUGGUAAAUUCCAAUGUUGGCAGGUAUGACACUCCAGUAUGAUAGUCAGGACUUUGGGAAGGCUAUUCCAAAAACAUAUCCCUUCCACAACCAGCUUUGAUGUGCGUUUGGGGUCACUGAUAUUGAGAUAUUUCAGGGGUCUCCUGUGACCUCACCUCCCCCUGCCUCUUAUCCCACGCGUGUCCGUUGAUUUGAAAAGGUAUUAACCAGUCAUUUAAAUUUGAACACAAUUAACGCCGAGGGCUAGUCCACCACUCAGAUAUUUACUGAACAGGAUUUAAAUGUCACAAAUUUGACAGAAUUUAAGUUUUACAAAAUGAGUGAGAUAAACAAAACAUACCCAGAAGUUCUGAGGGUCCCAGGAGCUGCGAGUUUCCAACCAGCAAUCUGGUGUCCCAGCAAGGAGGAACCCCCAACAUUGGGCUGUCUUUGUAUUUAUACACCCUAUGCUACUACAACGUUUUUCUGCUAAUCUUGGGUGGUGUCUUUCAUCUGGGUGGUCUUGAUCCCUCCAUUUCGUGGCAUGCUAACUGAAAAGUCCUGCCCAACACUGCGAACUGAAAACUGUCAGCAUAUUUUCAGGGCCUCACCGAAACAGGGUCACAUCACAUUUACAAGACUUUUGAAAAUGAUUAUAUAAGUAACAUAUCUUCAUGCCAGCUUGCUAAGAAACUAAACUAUUUGAGCAAAAGCAAAUCUUAGAACAAAAGCAAAUGUAAUCAUAAACAUAACAUACCUUUAAUUUGGCUAGACACAGUACACAAUUCAACAGCAUUCGAACAUAUAACCCCAGAGCAUUUGAAUAUAUAGAUAUCAUGUAAUUAACCUUAGCUAUUGUUUAAUAAGCAUUGAUAAAUAUUGAUCACUAUGACCAUAUGAGUAAUAUAUUCUUCAGCACAAGCUCUAGUAAUAAAUGACGACUUCUAACAUUAAGACUCACUCAUGUAACAAUAUAUUGUUAGCUCAAUAAAAGAUAAAUAAUAUGAUAAUACUGAAUGGGGAAAAAGCACAAAAGGUUAAUGCUAGUUUGAGCACAUUUAGGAUAUGUUCCUUCACUGACCUGUUGGAAAACCAGUUGUGUACAAAUUUGGCUUUCUGAGGUCACCUCCUUCAUUAUUUCUGUCUAUCUUGGGCAAUGCACCAGUCCCACUGGUAGCAAAACCGCUCUAGACUGACAUACUACCACUGCCAUGAUUAUGUGAUCGAUUGACAAAUUUAGUCGUACUUGCUGGUGUUGGUUUUUUUGCUUGGACAGACGAUGACACUGGUGUCUCAGCAACUUCCAGUUCAUGACAUUCCUAUUCUAAGUGGCUACACCUUCCAACAGGGGCGUAUCUUGCUAUCUUAUUUAUUAUUUUAUGUCUUUGUACAGCGCUUUGGUCAACUUUGUUGUUUUUAAAUGUGCUCUAUAAAUAAAUUGGAUUGGAUUAGGUGAAGGUGGGGGUGGUUUGAUGUGGUUGGGGGGACCAAUGUCAUGCCCCCUUCCCACCAGGACAAAUUUUUAAAAUCCAUAGCCUUUUCUGCAUUCUAAGGCAUUCUGGGGAUCUAAAUACAGACUCUCUCUGCAAGACUGUUACCAUAUUUUAUCAUGCCCUUGGUCAGCAGCAAGCUGAUGUAGGGGGUGACAACCCCCCCCAUGUCAGCCACUGCUCAGUAACUGUUUGAAUCAAUGAUCUUGGAACAUUAUUGUUUAGAAAUGGCUCCAAGAGACAUUCCUGACUCGUAAAUGUACAGUCCUCUUUCUCAGAUCUGCACUGACCUUCUGGACUUUCCCAUUGUGCUGUGUUGGUCUGUCCAAUCAGGGCCGUCAAAAAUGUUUAUGCUGCCACAGAGAUGCUACCACCUGUCAUCGGUCUUGGUCAGAAUCAGAAUCAGAAGAAGUUUAUUGCCAUUGCCAGUGAACAGGAUUCACAGACUAGGAAUUUGCUUCGGUACAAUGGUGCAACAUUAAGAAGAGGAAGUGAAGAGGCCUUGGAAUGGUCACUGUGUGGACCUCUCAGCACCACUGAAAUGAUAAUCUAACUAGUUGUGGCUAUAAUUUUGACCCUGCGCUGAUUUUGGAAAAUCCAAAUAAUCAAGGCUUAUGUACCAGGUUUCUUUCUUUAAAGAUUGAUGUGGUUGAGUCAUUCUGCCCCCAAAGAAAAACACUUCAAAGGAAUCAUUGAAAGCCCAUACUGUUGUGACCUUCAUGUGCAUAAUGAGUGUAUGUAAACUUCUGAUCACAACCAUAUGCAUUCAGUGUGCACUUUUUUAAAGUACUGUUAAUAUUGUGCAUCUGGGCUCAGAACAAAACCAACUAUUUAGAUUCUAGAGAGUGCCGUGCCCAUUGUGCUGCAUCCAGUUGCCUUGGUAACACAACCACUUUAUCUUAACCACUGAUUUUUCUUACUGUGAAAAUCCUUUCGCUUUGAGAUCUUUACUACGAGAUGUACGCAGGACCAUUUGGUCUUCUCACUUAGGCCAGAUAAAAGGCUUUUAAUGUAAAUCAAUACAAAAUAAAUUAACUUGACAACAGAGAUCAAUGUUGCAUCGAGGGGGGUGAGGUGUGUCUCCCCCCCCCCCCCCCAUUUUUUUUAACACUGUUGUGGGAAAACUACCAACUGAGCUAUCUGAAAGAAUACUGUGAGAUACGUAUUAUUUUUCUAUGAAACUGUCUUUUUUGGAAUAACUCAAAUUUUCAUAUAUUUUGCUUUUAAUAAAUCACACCACAGAAUAAUUUCCACAUGAUUUAAAUGUUGAAGUUGUUUCUUGUUGCUUUAUGACAUAAUUAAGAGACUGUUCUGGUCCACCAGCCCAUAAUUAUCUAAAGGUUAAUGCUCCAGGAGAAGACAUUUGUUUGUGCUCUAAUAAUCAGAGGAUUCAAAUGAAUUACUCGCCGUGCCCAUUUAUUCAGAAUGCUACGUGAUAGCGCAAGUGAUCAAACAUAAAUAUUCCACAGCAAUGCCCAUGACAGACUACAUGUGGGACUUAUUUCUAACAUUUGAUUUCAUUUAUAAAUGAGAUUAUAUGACUGAACUGUAAUAACUUCUAAUAAACUGCAAAAUAAACUGUUAAAA
Thalassophryne amazonica is the source of this 8750-nucleotide messenger RNA. RefSeq names its product membrane-associated guanylate kinase, WW and PDZ domain-containing protein 1 (gene magixb). The record is from RefSeq and is a predicted model, not a curated record. NCBI's taxonomy places the organism in Eukaryota, Metazoa, Chordata, Actinopteri, Batrachoidiformes, Batrachoididae. Gene Ontology annotation, biological process: signal transduction. Gene Ontology annotation, molecular function: protein binding. Gene Ontology annotation, cellular component: cytoplasm.